AUGACGUUUCAAGUACUCGUAACCCCCACCCGCGUGGAGUCCCAUCACGAGCUGUGGGUGUCCCGCUGGGCUGCCACGCCGGACGGAAAGCACCGCACUCGCGCCGCCGCUUUCCACGGGACUCCCCCCCACCCCGAGUCCCCCCUCCGCACUCGGGCCGCGACCAUGACGGAGGAAAGUCGGGGCAAGAGGAGGAAACAAGCCAACCCGAGGAGAAGUCGAGUGGACGCAGAGCAAGUGGGUUCAUUGGGGUCCGAGGGUGAAGAUGAGGUCAGCCUCUGGAGCCUGGAGCCCCAGGGCUAUCAGGAGAGCCCGGACAAAACCAGCCGGACACCCAGCGAGGGCACGGAGGAACCCGGCAGCCCCACCCUGUCCGGGCAGCCCCAUAGCCUCAGUCCGGGGAGCGGUGGCGGCGAUGGCAGCAGGAAAUUCUGGGCCCAGGUGGAGCCGGAAUCCGAGGCCACAGAUGACGCCGGCAGCGGCGCCGCCUUUGCCACCAUCAGGGAGGGGGAACAGGGAUCACUGAGGAUGCACUGUAAGAGCUCAGACUCAGCUCAGAAUGUUGACUUAGAUUACCUGGCCCAUUAUGAGUUCCUAGCCAAGAUAAGAAAGGCCUCGACCUCCGCAAGCCUGUUGAACCACUUCGGCCGCAACGGCACGACCACCGGGAACCGUAUGCAGGGCGACAGUGGGGGGACGCAUGAGGAGCUGCCGCCUGCCAUGUGGUCCCCGGGAGUUCAGCACCUAUCGCUUGAGGGAGCAGACGCAAGGAGGCGGCUGCAGGCCUGUCCCUUUUGCCAAAGAACUUACCAACAUGGAGCCUCACUGAGGGACCACAUCAAAUACUGCCAGGAGCGGAACCGGGCCCACAUGGCGUGCCCAUUCUGUGGGUACACUGCCCCCCAUAGGGCGCAAUUGGAACAACACUUGGCACUACACCAUCAAGUGCAGGACAAGAGUGCCAUUGCCUUGAAUCAGGCCAUAGAGACCAGGAAGUUCAAAUGUCUGCAGUGUGGAAAGGCCUUCAAGUACAAACAUCACCUCAAAGAGCACCUCCGCAUCCACAGUGGAGAAAAACCAUACGAGUGUGCCAACUGCAAGAAACGCUUUUCUCACUCAGGCUCCUACAGUUCCCACCUUAGCAGCAAAAAGUGCCUUGGCAGUGGAGGAACAAGCUUUAACGGACAUAGCCAAAACUCCUACCAGCACUCCUUUCUAGCAUCUUCCCCCACAAAGCGGGAGAGGAACAUUAAAGGCUCUCCUUCGGCGAUUCAAGUGCAAGACAGUAGCAAGAUUCCAAGCCAGAAACUGGAGGAUCCUUCCCAACUUUCGUUCCAGGACUUUAGCUUCCGAAAUUCCGAGCUAGCUUCCCUUUGCAACUCCUCAGCAGAGCUUUCGCUGAGAGCCAGCAUCUUGAAAGGGACCCCCCUGUUUCCUUACCUUGAGUCUGGGUCCAAGUUUGAGCAAAUGCUGCAGGAGAUGCUUCACAGGGAGGUGCGGAAGUACGAGGACAUUAACAGGAAUGGACGAGGUCCUGACAAUAAGGUGUCUCCCGAGAGAGGAGCUACAAGAGAGGAGACUGGGGAUCGUCAGACAGGGGUUCUCGGUGUUACGUGUCGCUGGUGCUCUCAGGUUUUUCCCAACGUGGUGGUUCUUCUGCAGCACGAGCGCUACCACUGUAAGAUGAACCGAGAACCUGUGGACGUGCCUGAGGGUCUUCACAACAAAGACCACCACUUUCCACCUUUAUUCCUAUCCAGGUCGGAGAUCAGCAAAACAAACGACGUAACCAACGGAGCUUCUGGAAAUGAAUCCCCAGUGCGAAAGUGGCCUUCGGUACCUCAACAGUUUCUGGUCGCACUGCAUUCAUCUCACGACAAUUUGGACUCUUCCAAUCAGGAAAAGGGCAGUCCUAGCCGAGCUUUGGAGUUGUCGUCCCCUCACACCAGAAGAAGACUCCCAUCCCUGGGUUCUCCCCUUGGACUAGACCUCAGUGGCCAUCCCUCAGAACUCUCAUCACCUCAGAACCAUUCUCAAAAUGAGCCUCUGGACCUUUCUGUGCGCAAGCAAAUAGCAGACCAAAGAAAUGUUAAUGGCAUCUCCGCCACAAGGGAGCAGACGGAAGAAAGGACCAAACAGCUGAGUCGGCAGAGUCCCAAUCAACUUUCUGACCAAUCCUUACAACCUCACCCUAUGUACAGAGGACAUGGCGCUUCCAUGUUUCCGGGUUCCUUAUACAAUGGAUUCCCCUUCUUUAGUCAGUCUGCUUUGGGCUUCACAGGACAUGAUGGCAUUGGACAUCUUCCUUUUAACCCAUCACCGAUCAGCCCUGGAUUUCUCUCACCCUUGGCUUACAUGGUGGAGGCAGAGUCGGAGGCGACAUUGAAAAAACUCCACCAGGAGAGACAAGCGCUCAUGGGGGAAGUUUUAAACCGUGGAGCUCUAGACUACCUCUCAAUGAUGGAUGAAGGCUUGGAGGGUGAAGGUGGACCGGGACGCAAAAGGCUGAAGAAGACGGACGAGGGUCUUUACGCUUGCGACAUCUGCGAAAAAACCUUCCAGAAAAGUAGCUCUUUGCUCAGACACAAAUACGAACACACAGGCAAGCGUCCUUACGAAUGCAAAGUGUGCAACAAGGCAUUCAAGCACAAACACCACCUUAUCGAGCACAGCCGCCUCCACUCAGGGGAGAAACCCUAUCAAUGUGACAAGUGUGGCAAGCGCUUCUCACACUCGGGAUCGUACUCUCAGCACAUGAACCACCGCUACGCUUACUGCAGCAAGGACCAAGACCACGACCAGGACCACAACGACCUGCCCAGGGAGCCCACCACCCUGUCUGCAGAGGACACACAAACGCAACAGUCUUUCCUCAGCGAUGCCAGUCUGGACGGAGCAUCCGAGGCUCUCAAAGAGGAUGAAGACGACCAGGAAGAAAGAGCCGAGGAAGAGCCAAUAAGCAGAGAAACACCUGAGGACCGAAGUUGCACUGGAGCAAACCACUUGGACGGGGCUGAGCUCUGGGAGUCCCAAGCUCAGGUCCAGAACGGAGACUUAGAAAAAUGUGAACUUAGCCUGGAUAUAACAGAUCUACCCCGGAUACAAACCUGA
This is a messenger RNA of Nerophis lumbriciformis (worm pipefish), 3111 nucleotides long. Lineage: Eukaryota; Metazoa; Chordata; Actinopteri; Syngnathiformes; Syngnathidae. The record is from RefSeq and is a predicted model, not a curated record.